AAAAAUGAUGUCUUCGAAUGUAUUUAAAUUUUGUUAUUUUUGUGUUUUUCUUCAAUUUCUUUUAAAUUUAAUAAUAAUUCCCACAAUAAAAUGUCAACAACAACAACAACAAAAACUUAAACAAAAAUUUAUUUUAAUUAAUAAAAAUAAUUUUGAAACUUCUCCAGAUAAUAUUUUUCAACUUGGAAAAGAAUUAAAAUAUUCAACAGAAUGGAAACAAAAAAUGCAAAUGCUUUUAAGAAGAAAUUAUUUAAUUAAAAGUGCUAGAAAAAUGAAAAUUAGAGAAAAUACGGUGAGUGAAUAA
Meloidogyne enterolobii is the source of this 304-nucleotide messenger RNA. The record is from the annotation of a GenBank genome assembly. NCBI's taxonomy places the organism in Eukaryota, Metazoa, Nematoda, Chromadorea, Rhabditida, Meloidogynidae.